Prunus armeniaca (apricot) is the source of this 429-nucleotide messenger RNA. The record is from the annotation of a GenBank genome assembly. NCBI's taxonomy places the organism in Eukaryota, Viridiplantae, Streptophyta, Magnoliopsida, Rosales, Rosaceae.
AUGGGAAGCUGGCUUCUGAUUUAUCUUGGAUUGCCUCUCGGGGGAAACCCUAGGAGCUUACCAUUUUGGGUCACAGUUAUCGAGAGAGUGGAACGAAGGUUAGAAGGAUGGAGCAAGGCGUUGUUAUCUCAAGGGGGAAGACUGACAUUAAUUCAAGCAGUGUUGAGUAGCCUACCAACUUACUAUUUAUCUUUAUUUCGAAUUCCUGCUAGUGUGGCAAAGCGCUUGGAGAAGAUAAUGAGGAACUUUCUGUGGGAGGGUGUUGAGGAAGGCAGGAAGGAUCAUUUGGUGAAUUGGGAGGUAGUGUCCUUACCCAAGGAAAAUGGGGGACUUGGGAUAGGAAAUCUAAGGAAACGUAAUGAGGCCUUACUUGGGAAGUGGCUAUGGAGAUUCCAAAAUGGGUUUCCAGCUGAAUGGUUGGGAUUCUAA